UCCACAAAACCGGCCGCAGCGCCACGCAAGCCUUCCAAGGAAUUCAAGGAGACAGUAUGUGCUAGCUGCGCUCUGACUCGAGAAUCUAGCCAUGGAGAGCUGGAUCAGUGGAUAAGCUGUAACGGAUGCCAGUUGUGGUUUCACUUCGACUGCGCCGGCUUCAAGAACGAACGCGAUGUGAGAGAUGUCAGUAAAUUCUUCUGCAAAGCCUGCGAGCCCAAACACGGCCCAACAACGUUUGUACGAAAAUCGAGUCGCGCUCAUGCAGCGGUCGACUACGCCGGUCUGAACCAGGGAAUCCUCAAGACGUCCGAUGACAACCAUGAACAUCACUACAUUCAACCGAUCAAGGACGGCUCUUUUACCUUUGAUCCAGAAAUGUUCCCUCGCAUGCGCCCUGAACUGGUCACUCGUGAAUUCUUCGAGACUUGCUCUUCUUUCUCUGAGCCUGUUGUUAUACCCGCUGAGUACAACCCCAAGCUUCCUUGCCGGCACCCUGUUCCAUCUAGCGACAACGAAGAAGAUACGACAGCAACCGCUUUCACUGGCGCGGACGAGGAAGACGCUCUGUUGCAAGACUUUGAAUACGAGACUGUGCCCAACGAUGGGCAAGACCGACUCGACAUGGUUGUGCCUCGAGACCUGACAGUCAGACACGUUGCUGAACUUGUCGGGCCUCAUGAACCUCUUGAAGUAAUCGACGUCAAAACCCAAGGCACUGAGGGCAAAUGGAAUCUGUCGAAGUGGGCGGACUACUAUGAAGCCGAUGGCGAAAAGGCAGUCCGGAAUGUCAUCAGUUUGGAGGUUUCGUCUACCAAGCUAGGAAGACUGUUGAGAAGGCCCAAGGUCGUGAGAGACAUCGACCUCCAAGACUCGGUCUGGCCAGACGAGGAGACUUCCAAGGGCAUUUACCCGAAGGUGCAAUUUUACUGUCUCAUGUCUGUUGCCGACAGCUUCACAGACUUCCACAUUGAUUUUGGCGGUUCGUCGGUGUACUAUCACAUUCUGCGUGGCAAGAAGACAUUCUUCUUCAUUCCACCUAAGCCUGGCCACCUCAAGAAAUACGAAGACUGGAACAACUCGCACGAGCAAAACUUCACGUGGCUGCCAGAUGCAACCAAAGAAUGUUACAGAGUCGAUCUGUCUGCUGGAGAUACCAUGCUGAUUCCUUCUGGCUGGAUCCACGCCGUAUGGACGCCAGAGAAUAGUUUGGUCAUCGGUGGCAAUUUCCUGACUCGCAUGCACUACUCGACUCAGUUCCGCAUCGUCGACAUUGAAAAAGCCAUCAAGACUCCUCAGAAGUUCAGAUACCCACACUUUCAAAAAGUCAUGUGGUACACUGUCAUCAAAUACCUCGAGACUGACCCCCUACCUGCUGAAGUUGCACAAGUUUUCUAUAACGGUGCGAGAUUCAUUCGUGAACGACCUGUCUGGGAAGAGUUUGGUACAUCUGACUCCGCUCCAGGAAGUGCUUGUUACAAUUGCCGAUAUUACUCUCAGGCAGAGUUGGACGGGCUACCAGAAUUGAUCAACUUCAUAUUCCGAACCGUCAUGAUCGGACUGGGUAGGAUUGAAGGUGUGACGGAAGACACGCGCAAGAAGGUCAUGAGAUCGAUACCAAAGUCGCGUGGUGAACCUCUCGAGCUGGCCAGAACGUUUGCUCUCUGGGUAGCAUGGAAGCGUGGCAACGAGGAUCCGCCAGCCUGGGCUCAUCCCAACGCUGAUCUUCCGGACAAAGAGAGCGCUGCUCCAAAGAAACUAGGGGCUCGAGCAUUGAAAGCUAUGCAACGACAAGAAGCGUUUGAGGCUUACAGGAUCGCCCCCGAGAGGCAGUCUGCUCGUCAGAACGCGUGCAGAGAAUCAGAGCCUGCCACCACUACGUCACCCGGGCCUUCUGUGCCUCCUGUGUCGGCUUCCCAGACACAGACUACACCAGGCCCCAGCGGCCAGCACACGAGCACGCCCAAAACCUCAGUCCUUGGCCCUAAGAGGGUCGCGUGCGAUGCAUGUCGAAAGCGUCGGAUCAAAUGUAAGCACAAGGACGUUGUUACCACGAGCACACCCUUUGGACAGCCAUCUGUGAUGUUCCAAUCGACGCCUUCUUCUCUACAAUCGGCCGAGCAAACCAUGCAGCCCUUGCAGAACAUGCAAAGCACCCCGACUCUACAGGGUCUGCAAAACGGACAUAUUGGUCAGAUGGCAGGCCUAGCUCCAGUAGCACAGAUGACCUCAACGGAUGGCAUCGGCCCAGCUGCGAUUCCUGGAAACGCAUUACUAGCAGAUCCUAACAGUAAGCGCGGGAGGAGCAAGGCAUGCCUUGACUGCCGCAAGAGCAAGCGUCGUUGCAUCCAUGAUGAAAACGGCAAGAUUGACCCCGUCAAGGCUGAACAGACACCUGUUCCUCGUGGCUCUGUUGUCUCCAAGAAGAGAAGGACCAGUGGCGAGAUGGAAAGUCCGAUCAAGAAACCAAAGCAAGCCCGGAUCUCG
Molecule: messenger RNA, 2487 nt
Organism: Aureobasidium namibiae CBS 147.97
Lineage: Eukaryota; Fungi; Ascomycota; Dothideomycetes; Dothideales; Saccotheciaceae
Product: Clavaminate synthase-like protein
Exons: 3
Biological process (GO): protein demethylation; regulation of transcription by RNA polymerase II
Molecular function (GO): DNA-binding transcription factor activity, RNA polymerase II-specific; zinc ion binding; histone demethylase activity
Source: RefSeq, a predicted model, not a curated record